Messenger RNA from Phascolarctos cinereus (koala), 3859 nucleotides. It is a transcript of the gene TRMT6, whose product is annotated as tRNA methyltransferase 6 non-catalytic subunit. Gene Ontology annotation, biological process: tRNA methylation. The record is from RefSeq and is a predicted model, not a curated record. Lineage: Eukaryota; Metazoa; Chordata; Mammalia; Diprotodontia; Phascolarctidae. Gene Ontology annotation, cellular component: nucleus; tRNA (m1A) methyltransferase complex.
GCGGCAUGCUCCGGGAUCGUCCUGGAGAACAGGCGGCGCGGUUAGGUCUUGGCUUCAGAGAGCCUGAGGUCUGAUGGAGGGAGCUAAAGGAGAGGGGCCGGCUGGAGACGGCGCCAUGGAGAACAGCGUGGAGCAUCCUCGGCAGCAGGACCACCUCAUUCGGGAUGGGGACUUUGUGGUGCUGAAGAGAGAGGACGUGUUCAAAGCCGUGCAGGUGCAGCGGAGAAAAAAAGUUACUUUUGAGAAACAGUGGUUUUUUUUGGAUAAUGUCAUUGGACAUAGUUAUGGAACUACAUUUGAAGUAUCCAGUGGUGGGAAUCUUCAACCCAAGAAGAUGAUGGAAGAGAUCACUUCAGAAACUAAAGAAGCUGGUAUUGAUAAUCGAAAUAUAGUUGAUGAUGGAAAGUCUCAGAAACUUACUCAAGAUGACAUAAAAGCUUUGAAGGACAAGGGCAUUAAAGGAGAGGAAAUUGUUCAACAGUUAAUUGAAAAUAGUACAACAUUCCGAGAUAAGACAGAAUUUGCCCAGGAUAAAUAUAUAAAGAAGAAGAAGAAAAAAUAUGAAGCAAUCAUUACUGUUGUGAAGCCAUCUACCCGUAUUCUUUCAAUUAUGUAUUAUGCAAGAGAACCUGGAAAAAUUAACUACAUGCGAUAUGACACACUGGCCCAGAUGUUGACCUUGGGAAAUAUCCAUGCUGGCAAUAAAAUGAUUGUAAUGGAAACUUGUGCAGGCUUGGUGCUGGGUGCUGUAAUGGAGCGGAUGGGGGGUUUUGGAUCAAUCAUUCAGAUGUACCCGGGAGGUGGUCCUGUUCGAGCAGCAACAACUUGUUUUGGAUUUCCAAAAUCUUUCUUUAAUAGUCUUUAUGAAUUCCCCCUUGGCAAAGUGAACUGUCUUCUAAAUGGAACAUUUUCUUCCAAAGCUUUGCCUCCAGAGUCCAAAGACAGUAUCUCAGUAGAAGAAAACAAUGGCACUCUUCUUGAUGACCUACAGACUUCUCCAAAGGAGAUGGAAGAAAGUAUUGUUGAAGUUAUAGAAAACAACCAUCCUCAACAAGAGACAAUGGAAGUUAUUUCUCAAGAGCCAGAAUACAAGGAGCACAAAGAAAGAGGAAAUAAAAAAGACUAUAUUCAAGAAUUGCAAAGAAAACAAGAACAACAGAAGAAAAGACAGAUAGAAGCUGCUACUCUAUUGAAUGAAAGAAAUGCAGAUGGUUUAAUUAUAGCCAGUCGAUAUCACCCAACUCCACUGGCUCUUUCUUUGCUGGAAUUUGUUGCUCCUUCAAGGCCUUUUGUUGUCUACUGUCAUUAUAAAGAGCCACUGGUAGAGUGCUAUACAAAAUUAAGAGAAAGAGGAGGAGUUAUUAAUCUCAGGCUAUCAGAAACCUGGCUCAGAAAUUACCAGGUUCUGCCAGAUCGAAGUCAUCCCAAAUUGAUGAUGAGUGGAGGUGGAGGUUAUCUUCUCUCAGGCAUCACUGUUGCCAGUGAUAAACAAAAAUCAGAGUCCUGUGUAUUAGAGUUACAAAAGACUGAAGAGCCAACAGCUAAAAAGCGAAAAGUUCAGGAGUCUGACUCAACUCUUGAAGAUCUACCUUGAUUUUACUUCCAAGGAUUCUUUGAAUUAUCAAUUCACAUUCUUAACAUGCCAUUACCAAUUUGCUCCUUGGUACCACAAGAGCAUGUUUACACAGCCAUUCUUGGAAACCUGGAUGUGUUAAUGUAUUUUAAAGAAGCUUUUCCCAGUUAACACCUGGCUAUUGGGAAGGAAAAAAAAUUCUCCAACCCACUUUAUGGACAAAGGUGUCGGAUCUACUCUGGCAUGAAGGUGCUGGGAAAAGCAAAGCCUUUUGGCAUGAAAUGGAAUUAAGUUCGACUUAACUAAGAUCACUUCUGUGUCUUAAAAGUGUGUCAAUUAGUGUCUUAAAAAUUCAGAUAAAAUAAGAAAAAGAAUCCCAACACAUUUUGUAUAUAAGACUCAACUUGGUUUUAACUAAUUGAAAAUUCUUUAGUCAUAUGCACAUACAUGUGUAUUUGAAAGGAUUUAUGGAAGAAAAGUUUAAGCAAUAUGGGAGGUUUUAUAUAAUUUGCAUACCAAAUAUUUACUAUGUCUCUCCAGUGGUAUUAUGUACAUUUUAAAAUUGCAUUGGUUUUUAUUAUUUUUAAUAUUUGACAACUUGAAGUUGUGAAUUUUUGUUUUAUUGCUAUCUAUCAUGGUAUAUGGAAGGGUCGUGGUGGGGUUACUUAGUUUUUGUUAAUUUUCAAAAGACUUUCAUUCUCCAUUUCCAAUAAAACUAUUCUAUUUUUUCUCUCAGUUAAGGGGAUUUUUUUGUAUAUGGUUUUGUUUUUGUUUUUGUUUUCAUGAGGGAUCUCUUUCUUAUAAAGGGGCAAAUGGGCCGUCAGUACUUGAGGUGUGACAAUAAAAUAAUGAGACUUUUUCACAUGAUUUAUAAAACUAGUCUCAUCUAGUUUCUCACCUCAACCUGAUACAUUUUAAAGAGUCUUCUGUUUCAAGACUAUAAAUUAAUGUAGUCUGAGGUGUGACAAUAAAAUAAUGAGACUUUUUCACAUGAUUUAUAAAACUAGUCUCAUCUAGUUUCUCACCUCAACCUGAUACAUUUUAAAGAGUCUUCUGUUUCAAGACUAUAAAUUAAUGUAGUCAGUGAUGGUCAUGAUGCCAGUUUGCUGAGCCUUAGCAUAAUUAGGUAGUUAGAUUUUUAAAAUUUUUAAUAAAUUGGCCUUGAUUUCAUUAUUCAUUUGCAACUGAAGAAAGGUUUUCAGAUUAUGCCCAAGACAGAUGAUUUGUAUUCAGAGUUUUUGAAUAUGUUUGUUGACAUGGUGUGGUUAUUAAUAUUUAUUCAAAUAUUAAUAAUUUAUUAUUAAUGUUAUCUUACUGUGAAAUUCUCAUGGGAAAAAGAGUUAGAGGAUAUUCAUGAUCAGCCUUAUGUUAUUUAAACUAGAUCUGUACUUUGUAUUCUGAUAAUGGCAAAUGAUAAUUAUUGACAAAUACACAUCUUGUUAUUUUUAUCUUAGCCAGCUAUGCAUUUCAUACUGAAACUUAGCUCACAGUAAAUCUAUGUUUUUCUAAUGCCACUAUCUGAGUACAUUGUGAAACAUGGGCUAUAAUGAACAGAGAAGACAUUUGUCUGGUUAGAGAUUCCAGUCCUACAAGUAUUAUUAAUUGUCUGCUCUGUGCAAGGUCCUGUGCGACGUAAUAAGGGUACAAAGACAAAACAAAAUACAGUUCCUGACCUCAAAGAACUUAAUUCUACUGGAAUGUAUUGUUAUUGUUAACUUGCAGACAUGGUUCAUAAAUCUAACGGGUGAGAUUAUAGUAACCUAUUACACAAUGACUGUCUUUUUAAAAUUAUUUAUUUACUUCUUUUGUAAUCAUUUAUUAUCUCUUCCUCCCACUGCUCUCCCUGCUUCCCCAAUUGAACAAUUAAAAAAGCACGAACAAUAAAACAUUCAUAACAAACGUAUCUAGUCCAGCUAAAUGAUUCCACAUGGAUCACAGGCAAAAGUUUAUGUCUCCUUUUUUCAUUUUAAGUCUGUCACAUUUCUGGCAAGAGGUGGGUGGCAUGUUUCAUCUUUAGUGUUCUGGACUAAUGGUUUAUCAUCACACUGGUCAUAGUUCUAAAGUCUUGCAAAAGAUUUUUACCCUCUCUAUGAUGUUGUCCUUGUAUAAAUUCUCUUGGUUCUGCUCAUUUCACUUUGCUUCAGUUCAGCUCAUAAAGGUCUUCCCAGUUUCCUUUGAAGCUCUCCAUUUCAGCAUUUGUUAUGAUACAGUAUUUUGCCUUCAUAUACCAUGAUUUAUCUAGCCAUUCCCUAAUAGAAGGGUACCCUCUUGGUUUCCACUUUGGGG